GGCACACGAAAUUAUUUCAGGACAGUUUAGAGUUCACUAACGAAUGUUUAUCGGAAAAGAAAAAUGCUUAUGUAUUUCCCUUUCACGCAAUUCAAAAGCUUUACGGUAAAGAAAUAAUGACUAUGAAACAAGCAAACGAGCAAUAAGGUACAAUGAACUGCUGUAUACCUCUCUAAAUUUUUGAAGUCAGCCGUAGCCGUGCCGUUCGAUAUGAAGUGUUGUUGCGUAAAACUAGCCCAGGAGCACCACACUUCCCCACUCUUGGACAAACAACUACUGACGUUGUACAAAAGCCAUGCCGCAAAUAUGUUUUGCAAUUGUUAUUGCGCAUCUUUGUCUUCAGAUAUCCUGUGAAUGCAUCAACACCCCACGUUGCGGUAGAGCGGUUCCACUUUCAAGAAUUGUCAACGGACAAACAGUUUCAAGGACAAAAAUGCCGUGGAUUGUAAGCUACGUUUACCAAAUUGGUUCCGAUAUUGAAAUCGCGAACUUAAUUCCUGCUGUCGCCUUUGUCAGGGUGUUCCUCCGAGUAUCGUUUCGCCGAGCAAGCCAAGUUCACAACGUCCUGACCUGCAGCGGCAGCAUUGUAUCUCCCAGCUUUGUCGUGUCAGCUGCCCACUGCCUAACUGAACCGAACGACAAGACAGCCGCCUCCGGUGUCGUGGUAUACUAUAACAGCACGGAAAGAAAAAAAGGGCCCGAAAUACAAGCAAAACGUUUCGCUCGCCACCCAAAAUUUGUGCUGAGCGUUUACGCUAAUGACAUUGCGGUUUUGCAGCUGGAAAAGCCAUUAAACUUUGACAAGUUUGUCUCACCAAUAUGUCUCCCUAAAAAGCCGCUAAAUAUUACUGGAAGGCCUCUACUUAUCGCUGGCUGGGGGCUCACCAAGGAAGAUGGCCAGGACUCUGACACACUCCGAUAUAUUCUGAAGAAGGAAAUGCCAUAUAAACAGUGCAAGCCUUUCUUACAUACUGAAGCUCAACUGAAACUUAAUGAAACCAUCGUCAUUUGUACGACCGCGGGGUCUAAAGAUGCCUGCACUGGCGACUCUGGUGGACCAGUGACUACAUGGAACAAACGUGGGAAAUUUUUUCAAGUCGGGAUUGUUUCCUUUGGCUACGGCUGCGCCAGGCCAAAUGAAGCGAGUGGUUACACGAGGGUAGCCACUUUUGUACCCUGGAUAUUGAGUGUAAUGAAACGCUACGAACGAGACGGCCACAGGAAAUAAAAACUAAAGCCAGAUA
Messenger RNA from Dermacentor andersoni, 1244 nucleotides. Its product is annotated as serine proteinase stubble-like. Gene Ontology annotation, molecular function: serine-type endopeptidase activity. Gene Ontology annotation, biological process: proteolysis. NCBI's taxonomy places the organism in Eukaryota, Metazoa, Arthropoda, Arachnida, Ixodida, Ixodidae. The record is from RefSeq and is a predicted model, not a curated record.